AUGUACUGUAGCGUUCUCUCCAACCUCUCUUUCUCAGUUUUCUCCCCAGCUGCCGCUUUUGGAGCAUUCAAUGUUCAGCGCGUUGACAAACCCAUCUCCUGCAAGGAAAUCAAAAUAGAUCGACGAGGUCAGAAGGGAGUGAAGAAGAUCAAGGAAGAUCCGGGGAGCAUUUAUGGUAGAAGUAAAUCCAGGGCAGGGUUAUCUCCCACUGAUGAUAUUAAAGGCAAAUGGAGGCGUGCCAGAAGUAUGCCCUGCCUAGGCAAAUCUGGCCAAUUGCAGCUAAAGCCACCUGAUCAACUACCCAGUAAUGAAUAUGGAGGAGGGAGAAGAUCCUUGGCUGCACUCGGCAGGAAGAGAGUUAAGAAGGAAAGGGGUGAGGAAAAUCUUAAAGGCCAUAAACAAGAGGUGCAGCAGAAAGGGGAUCCAGACAUUAAAGACAUACAGAGAGCUCACCUGAAGAAAAUUUGGGAGAGGGAUAUGACAAUCAUCACCACUACACUUACCUAUACCCUGACAACCAGACACGAGUCUCAGAAGAUCGAGAAGGAGAGGGUAGAUACUCAGCGAACCAGGACAGAGCAUCUGGACAGGCGUCUGGGAAUAGCUACAACAAAGAAGAGGAAACUACCUGAGAAGAGUAGCCUUUACCAUAAAGGGAAAUUAAGAGGUAAACAGAAGAGGCCACAAGAAGAGGGAGGGGAUAACCAACUACCCCAUUUAUUACCAAAGGCUGGUAAGGGUUUCGCUGAGCAAGAGGGGCAGGUCGAUUGGCACUAUAAAAAGAUCAAGCAACAUGCAGAGUCUACCCAGUUCAACCACAAAACCAGCAAGAGCAAACCCAAGCUCCAGAAAUCACCCCGGUGGAUCCCAAAAACAACUGUGCCUACCCAUCCUUUAGCCCAUCCACUACCUCAAAAAUGGAAUUGA
This is a messenger RNA of Linum trigynum, 927 nucleotides long. NCBI's taxonomy places the organism in Eukaryota, Viridiplantae, Streptophyta, Magnoliopsida, Malpighiales, Linaceae. The record is from the annotation of a GenBank genome assembly.